GCUGCGCAUGUGUUUUGGGAUCAGUUGUUGGGAGCAGCAGACUUGUGUGAAUGUCUCUAGGGGGAGAGAUGAGUUUCAUUCUGGAGGGAGACGGGCAAGUGACUGGCUGCACGGACUACAGGCACCGGCAUUAGCUGCUCUUUCUCUGGGACAAGGACGCCUCUCCCUCACCGCACUGAGAGAAGUGCUGGGAAAGCAGAGGAAAGGUCCCGCAGAAGACAGCACAGAUGGCCAUGGAAGUGUCGCCUUUGGAUGGCCGUGGAAAUUACUUUAAGCUUAUUGAAACCCUCGUCUCAGAGAUCGGAGAACUGAAACAGGAGAUGGUACAAACUGAAUUCUGUGUCAGAGAUGAAGAGUCCACAGAUCGUUUAAGCAGAAAGGAAAUGGAGAGUAAUCACUCACCAGAAAAGAAAGAAGUGAAAUCCUUCCUUCGGGACUCUGGGUAUGAGAGCGUUUCCUUCAAACUCAGCAUCUUAGAUAAACUCCUUCAUACUCACCCUGUGUGGCUUCAGCUUGGCCUCAGUGAUGACAAGGUACCGGGCAUCCUGCUAGAGCAGCCUCCAGCGACUUUUCUUGUUAGAAAAUCCAACAAGCUUCAGAAGAAAGUGAUCUCUGUCCGUAUGCCAAACCAGUUUGCAUCCCAUUUUCAGGAAUUUGUAAUAAAAGAAAGUUCCUACACUUUUUCUCUUGAAGGCUCUGGAAUCAGCUUUGCAGAUAUAUUCAGGCUUAUUGCAUUUUACUGUAUCAGCAGGGAUGUCCUCCCUUUUACCUUGAAAUUGCCCCAUGCCAUAGCUACAGCCAAGACAGAAGCGGAACUCGAGGAGAUUGCCCAACUCGGAACUGAAUUCUGGAGCUCUCCUGCAAACUGCAAGCCCAGAUAUCCCCAUGCCGUGGCCUGGCCUCUCCCUUCAGACUGCCUCAACAAGGAGUCACCUCAGCUCCCUCGGCUAAAUGGAGUGCAUUCUCUCCGCACCAGAACGCCCUCAGAACUGGAAUGCAGCCAGACCAAAGGAGCUCUGUGUUUCAUUAAUCCACUCUUUUUAAAAGUGCACAGCGAGGAUGCAGGAGGAGGCUGGAAGAGGGAGAGCACAAGGACCCAAGAAACAAAUGGCACGGAGAGGGUGAAGUCAGCACCUCCUAGGCCCCCUCCCCCUUGCAUUACUAGUCAUCGCACAAAUCUCCAGCUGUCCAGAGCAGUGAAGCAAGAAUCCAGCAUGCCAGAAACAGUCUUCCAUAACAGGGAAGGGAAAGCAGAGGCUCCUAAUAAUAAAGCUACACCCAUACCUCCUCCCCGUCUGAAGAAGCAAGCUACUAUUAGCAGGUGGCAGGGUAAUGACAGUUCAUCGCCUUUCAGCGGAUCCUAUUGUAGUUCUUCUGUUGAGUCGCAGCCUGAGGAAUCUCCUCCGCAAAAGACAAUACAAAGCUUAACUAGAGCUCAGAACAGCGAUUCCCCUGCACGGACAACUCUGCUGACCCAGAGGCUUAGUGACAUGAGCAUCUCCACCUCUUCCUCCGAUUCUUUUGAGUAUGACCGCCCUGGGCAGGUUUUUUGCGAAGGGGACAGCCUAGAGGACUGCGAGGAGGAGAGUGACCAGGAGGGCAUGUCACCUCCAAUAAAGUCACGUAAAAAGAGGGGCACCUCUCUGGGUUUCUCCAAAAUAGUGAAGACCCACCUGCGUAAAGUUAGUGGUGUCUUUAGCUCCCUCAUAACUCCUGAAAAGAAAAUGGUAAAGAAGAUAGCAACCAUGUCCCGGGACAAGCGUACUUAUUUUGGAUGCCUUGUUCAGGAUUACAUCAGUUUUCUGCAGGAGAAUAAGGAAUGCCAUGUUUCUAGCACCGACAUGCUGCACACCAUCAGGCAAUUCAUGACCCAAGUGAAGAACUACUUGGCGCAGAGUUCUGAGCUGGAUCCUCCGAUCGAGUCCCUGAUUCCUGAAGAUCAGAUUGAUGUUGUGCUGGAGAAAGCUAUGCAUAAAUGCAUCUUAAAGCCCCUGAAGAGCCACAUUGAAAGCAUGCUAAAAGAAUUCCGUGUGGCCGAUGGCUCUUGGAGGCAGCUGAAAGAAAACUUGCAACUGGUGAGGCAGAGAAGCCCUCAGGAGCUCGGAGUGUUAACACCAACACCUGAAUCUAUGGACAUUGAGAAAAUGCGCAUCAAGUUCUUGAACAUGCAGAAAAUGUAUUCUCCAGAGCGGAAAGUCAUGCUGCUCCUCAGGGUGUGCAAACUCAUUUAUACAUGCAUGGAGAACAACUCAGGGAGAAUGUAUGGCGCUGAUGACUUUUUGCCAGUGCUGACCUAUGUGAUUGCUCAGUGUGACAUGCUGGAGAUAGACACUGAAAUCGAAUAUAUGAUGGAACUGCUGGAUCCAGCUCUUCUGCACGGAGAAGGAGGUUAUUACUUGACCAGUGCGUAUGGAGCACUUUCCCUGAUAAAGAAUUUCCAGGAAGAGCAAGCAGCACGGUUACUGAACUCAGAGACCAGAGACACCCUGAAGCAAUGGCACAAGAGGAGGACAACAAACAGAAGCAUUCCAUCUAUUGAUGAUUUCCAGGUACAGUCAUCGACAAUAUUACAGACCUCUGCGCAGGCACAUAGAUUCUAACUACUUGAGGGUUGCCCUGCAGGAAGCUGACUCUGGAUGCACAGGCAAGACAUUAAUAGUAAAGCCUUACACAACCACCGAGGACGUCUGCCACAUGUGUGCAAAGAGAUUUGGCAUACAAGACCCGGAAAACUACGGCCUCUUCCUUUAUAUCGACGACACUUGGCAGCAGCUGAGCGAGGACACGUACCCCCAGAAAAUCAAAGCGGAGCUGCACAGUCGACCGCAGCUCCAAGUUUUUCACUUUGUGUACAAACGCAUCCUAAGUGACUUUCAAGGUGUCAUCAGCUAUGAUGAGGAAGAUAUUGAUAUGCAGAUGUAGUAUUUCUGGCUGUAAAGUUUGUGCACGCUGCAUCUAGUUGGCCACUUGUACAAAGACUGUAGUGUCGGUAGCGCCGUGGUUAUCAGCAUUUUCUGUGCUCUUAUAAACUCACUCCAGUCACAAGUUGGAACCGACAUGUCUGAAGGCCCAGUAGGGUGGAAAUUGAACUUCUUGGACCAAACAUCUGGAAUGUUUUGAAGUUAUUUUAACUGCUCUUCAGGCCCUGUAGAAUUGUCAUGGAAGUCACUACUGAUGGGCCAGGUUACCAUCGUGGUUGUAAAACGUUGGUAUGGAGAAUGAAAAAAAAAAAAAAAACUUCCUAUGUGUCUUGUUGCCUAAACGGGUUGUUUUUCCAGGGAAAAAGCGUAGGGCAGGGGUAAAAAUAAAACUCCUACUUUAUUGCAUUUGUUGCCAGCAAUACCUGCCAUAAUUUGCUGCAAACCUGUUUAUAGACAGGGAUGCAUAGACCUUGACAGUGUUGCCAUUGUACAGUCAGUGGAGGCUUCACUGAAGUGUUUGUAUUAUACACACAGUUUGUAAAUGUUUUUUUUUUUUUUAUAAACAAACAAUUUUGUAAUUAGUUGUUUUUGUAGGUGUGUCAGGUUUGAUACUUUUAAAGAAGCUUUUAGUAUACAUGCCUUCUGCAAAGCCUAUUGGUCUACAAACAAUGUACAUAUCACCAGCUGUGCUGUUGAUUAUUACAGUUGCUUCUAGAUAUUAAAGGGGCAGAAUACCUUUAUUUUAUCGUUUCCCUAUGAAUUUGCUUGAUGGAAAUCUGACUGCACAUGUAUUAUCCAUUCUCUUUUCUUCCCUAAGCAUCUGUAAAUAAAUUACUUGGCCCUGCUUUCAGGUUUAAGAGGCCAGCUCGUGCAGAGCUCCUCCUAUGUUUAUAAUGCUAUUACAAGAAGAUAUUCCUUUGUACUAAGUGCAGUUCUGAAGGAAAAUAAAGUAUAGUUGCCGUUUCA
Xenopus tropicalis (tropical clawed frog) is the source of this 3887-nucleotide messenger RNA. It is a transcript of the gene rin2, whose product is annotated as Ras and Rab interactor 2. The record is from RefSeq and is a predicted model, not a curated record. The transcript has 12 exons. Gene Ontology annotation, molecular function: GTPase activator activity; guanyl-nucleotide exchange factor activity. Gene Ontology annotation, cellular component: cytoplasm. Bases 228 to 2600 code for a protein of 790 amino acids. Gene Ontology annotation, biological process: vesicle-mediated transport; signal transduction. Lineage: Eukaryota; Metazoa; Chordata; Amphibia; Anura; Pipidae.